AUGGCUUCUCUAGCAGAGUGGUGGCUGAACACCAGCUGUCCCGUCGCCGGUUUUCCCUCACUGCGCGCCGUUGCGAUCCUCUCAGCUUACGUCGCUUUUCUCAUCGUAGCAGGCGCGAUUCUUCCAGGAAAAGUGUUUCCUGGAACAGUUCUCGCCGACGGGACUCGCCUCCAUUACAAAUGCAACGGCUUCCGCGUUCUCCUCCUCCUCCUCGCUCUCCUCGGCUACGGCGUCCAAUCCGGGCAUCUGUCCGCGACCAUCGUCGCCGAUCUAGCUGGCGAACUUUUCGCGACGACUUUCGCCAUCACGGUACUCCUCUCCCUCGCUCUCUACCUCGCAGGGGUUUUCUCAACCAACGCCAAAUCUUCCUCUUUGAAACCGAAAUUCCACGGCAACUUCAUCAGCGAUUUCAUCUACGGCGUACAGCUAAACCCGUCCGUGUUCGGACUCGAUCUUAAGUUCUUCUGUCUGCGACCCGCCAUGAUGGGAUGGCUUCUGAUCAACCUCUCCAUCGCCGCGAAGCAGCAUGAGCUUUUGCUGAAACUCCCCGACAACUCCCACGCGAUCACCCUUGCCUCGUUGAACCUCACCGCCAUGCUUCCCGCCAGCGUCGCCAGCAGCAGCAUCGCCACCCUCCCUAUAAUCACACUUCCUAUGUUCCUCUACCAAGUUUUUACCGCUAUUUAUGUCCUGGACUAUUUCUGGUUCGAAGAGUACAUGACAUCCACGUGGGACAUAAUUGCUGAGAAUUUCGGCUUCAUGCUGGUUUUCGGGGAUUUGAUUUGGAUCCCUUUCACCUUCUCCGUCCAAGCAUGGUGGCUGCUGGCUCACGGCACUGCUCGCGACAGCAUCGCAGCCACCGUUUCUCUGCCCUUCGCCAUUAUCACAGUCGCGGUUUUUAUAGUAGGUUAUGCAGUAUUCCGCGGCGCCAACCGCCAGAAGCACAUUUUCAAGCAUGACCCAACGGCUAAAAUCUGGGGUAAAACACCCCGUGUUGUUGGCGGCAGACUGCUGGUUUCGGGUUACUGGGGCAUAGCUCGCCACUGCAACUACCUGGGAGAUUUGAUGCUGGCUCUCUCUUACAGCCUGCCCUGUGCUUUCUACUCCCUCUGCCCCUACUUCUACCCUAUUUAUCUGCUGAUCCUGCUCCUCUGGAGAGAGCGUCGGGAUGAGGCUCGGUGCCGAGCCAAGUACGCGGAGGUCUGGAAGGAGUAUUGUAGGAUCGUGCCUUGGCGCAUUGUGCCCUUUGUCUACUAG
Molecule: messenger RNA, 1257 nt
Organism: Closterium sp. Yama58-4
Lineage: Eukaryota; Viridiplantae; Streptophyta; Zygnematophyceae; Desmidiales; Closteriaceae
Source: the annotation of a GenBank genome assembly